AUGAAAUAUGUCGGCGAGCCGCCGAUACUACAAAGUGUCGACGAAACGGGACUGAAUCCUUAUGGCGUGAUGGAAACAACACCUGAUUCUAUUAAAAAUGAAGAUUUAAAAGACACGAAAGAGGUCUUAUCAGAUCUAACAAAUGGAUUGAUUAUUUACCCUCUAAUUGAGGCUACAAAAAUUAUUGACGUAGCAUGGAAUGUAACGGAAGCGGCUGAGUUCGGUCUUAACGAGCCAUUCUUUGAUAUUGUUGUGCUUCGUCACCAGCAAAGUGGUCAUUAUUUACUUGUGAAGUAUCAAUAUUGUAAAAAACGGCAGUAA
Molecule: messenger RNA, 321 nt
Organism: Didymodactylos carnosus
Lineage: Eukaryota; Metazoa; Rotifera; Eurotatoria; Philodinida; Philodinidae
Source: the annotation of a GenBank genome assembly